This is a messenger RNA of Hydatigera taeniaeformis, 1503 nucleotides long. The record is from the annotation of a GenBank genome assembly. NCBI's taxonomy places the organism in Eukaryota, Metazoa, Platyhelminthes, Cestoda, Cyclophyllidea, Taeniidae.
AUGGAGAAAAAAUCCACCAACAUUCAAAAUGCGAAACCAUUUUGGGAUCCAAUCUCACUAUAUACCCGUCAAGACAAAAUUCCCAAAGACCGAGUCUUCGAAAAGGAGUGUGAAUGCGUGGCCAUCGUUGAAGCCAAUACGGAGUCUCAUCAUAAAUUGGAAACGAGUGAACGUCCAACACCUUCGCACCUCAAACGACCGUUCCGUAAGAACAUAGCUGCUGAGGGUGACACCGUCAUUGUUACUUAUUGCAAAAACGAGAUUCAGCUUAUCAAGCUUCGUCGUGGAGCCACUACCCAAAAUAAAUGCGGUGCCAUAAAGCACAACGACGUUAUUGGCAAACCGUAUGGAAGUAGGAUAGCCACCUCUGUAGGUCGAGUGGUUAUUCUUGCUCUGGAUCCGGCUAUCUGGGCAAUAUCUGUGCCUCAUCGCACACAGAUAAUCUACCCCAUCGAUGCCAGUAUGAUCGUCGGGCAGCUGGAUUUGGUGCCCGGGUGCCGGGUGCUAGAAGCUGGGACGGGCAGUGGUGCUCUUACGCAUGCUUUGGCUCAGGCAGUCUGGCCUACUGGCCAUGUUUUUACCUUUGAUUUUCAUCAGGAGCGCGUGGGACGAGCCAUUAUGGAGUUUGAGGUUCGAACUUCGGAGCACGGACUCAAGGAUGUGGUAAGCGUGGAGCAUCGUGACGUUCUCUCCGACGGCUUUCCUGAGGCUGGUUCCCCAUUAAAUCCUGAUGGCUGCCAUGCCAUCAUGAUUGAUUUACCUGAACCAUGGAUUGUGAUUCCAACAAUCGCAAAGUGCUUCACCUCAUCAGGGGGUCGAGUGUGCGUUUUCUCGCCGUGCAUCGAACAGGUGCAGAAGACUUGUACAAAUUUACGAUCGGCUGGUUUUUCGGACAUUGAAGUGAUUGAAUGCAUUUCAAGGAACUAUGAUCCAGUGCAUACUGUUUUGAAUGUGCCGAAUUUGGGUGAGACGCUCAUCAUAUUUACACCUAAUUGUAAAUUGAGUGACAAGCUUUUGCCUCCUCUCGGGGAUAUUAUGGGUCGAGCGGUGGGCCAAAUUAUGCCCAGCAGCUUCCCUGCUGACGAUCGGAGAAAUGCUGCUGUGGUUUAUCAGAUGCAAUUAAGAGACGCUUCUCGCAACCAAACUCCUUUUGCGUGUUCACUCCUAGGUCAGGAGAAUGCUACAGAUUUGUUCAAUGGUACCUACACGUACAACAAGACACAAUCAGCCGAGGCUACCGAGGCUGAUGGCGAGGCGAGAAAGGCAUCACAGCGUCGAAACGAGCGGCAUCUCUUUCCUCCGCUCAGCAACUACCUCACUCCAAAUGAUAAUGCCAAGGGAAGCGGUCAAGGCUAUCGUCAAUACGGUUACUGGGCCGCCUUACCCAGGCAAAAAGACACCGGUCAUACCGGCUACUUGACCUUCGCUUCGAGCAUUCCCAUGGUGACAUCCGUGGACAAUUCUCCUUGUGAUAUUGACAACCAAGGUGAUGGGGUGCAAUAA